AUGACUAAAGAAUCUCAUAGUGAACUGCGCGCUCUUAUUGAAACCUGCGAUCACCAUGUGGAAGGGCUGAAGUUUCUAAACCAGCCAAUCGAUGGCACUGCUUCGUUGUUCGUGAACAAACUUUUGAUUUCUUGUCUUGAUCCUGAAACCCGCAAGUCAUGGGAACGAACUCUUAAACAUGGUGAUAUACCUGACUUGAAAGUAACAAUGACUUUUCUCAAGGAUCAGUGUCGCGUUUUAAAACGCUGUGAAAGCGAUAGGUUGCAAGCCACAAGACAAACCCAGGAUAAACCUUCACCACCUCUUUCGAAAUUUGCUAACGCAAAGAUUCAUGCGGAAACUACUUUUCCAAAAUCGAACAAUUGUCAGUUUUGCGGUAAAGAGCAUUUAAACUUCCAGUGUACGGAAUUUCCCGACAUGGCGAUUUCCUAUCGAUUACACAGAGUUAAACAAUCUCGAGUUUGCUUCAAGUGCCUCCGUCGUGGGCACCGUUUUACCGAUUGCCCUUCGAAAAGUACGUGCAGUAAAUGUAAAAGACGACACCAAACUUUGCUACAUAUAGAAACGUCUAAUGUGACUGAGAGUACAAAACCUUUGAGUGAGUCUUCGAAUCCAAGCAUACAAAGUCAACCCAAGCCCAACAUACAACCUACUGAAAACUCAAAGAGCGACCAGUCAUAUCAGCGUCAGACAAUUUCGUCAUCCUGUUCGGUAAACGUUGGAAAGGCACAUAUUCCGAAUGUGUUGCUAACAGCUAUAGUUAAUUUGAUUGAUAGUAAGGGUCAAGCUAUCCCUUGUACAUUUCUGGAUUGUGGUGCUCAGACAAAUCUGGUUUCGCACGAAAUGUACCGCAAGUUGAGUUUAGAUGGUGAAUCAGUCAACAUCGAUGUCCUUGGUGUUAGUAAUGCUCGUUUCAAGGCCAAUCGACUCGUUACUUGUAAUUCGCAACAUCUAUAUCUAUAA
Messenger RNA from Wyeomyia smithii (pitcher-plant mosquito), 963 nucleotides. RefSeq lists its product as uncharacterized. Gene Ontology annotation, molecular function: nucleic acid binding; zinc ion binding. The transcript has a single exon. Lineage: Eukaryota; Metazoa; Arthropoda; Insecta; Diptera; Culicidae. Bases 1 to 963 code for a protein of 320 amino acids. The record is from RefSeq and is a predicted model, not a curated record.